AUGAUGGACGGGGCCAGGCCAUCCCGCCCGGACCGGCCCUACCAACGCACCUACAAAGCCUGCAACGCUUGUCGGCAACGCAAGGCGAAAUGCGACCUAGGGACCGGACCAGACGGAUUGCCGAUCGGCCCACCAUGUGCACGAUGCCGCAGAGAGAUGCGAGAGUGUGUGCUUCCUGAGAAAAGGGCGUGGGAGAGGUCCCGCAAACGUGCGCGUUCGUUCGAAAAUAACGGCGACCAGCCACCCCACGCAACGCAGAGUACACUCAUUGCUUCACCAAAAGAGAUCAAAAGGCAUUUCCCUCCGGGCCAGCAGCCUGUUCAGUACCAGGACUCCACGAGUCCAUUUCAGCAGGGAUGGGCGUUUGCCCGACCUCAGAUGUCUCCCCAGAAUGAGCAUCACUCGUUUGUCGGCGUCAGUCCUCAUUCGACAGCAGAUGGCUCUAUGCAUGCGCAAAGUUCACCAGCUCAUCUUUAUGAAGAUAGUCGACACCGAUCCAGCUCUACUCUCGCAAAUUCGAUGAUGCGCACAGUCGUCGCGAGUGGAAAUGAUGCACUCAACAUCCUGUUUGAGGCGGCAACUGCCCAUGACCAAGAGGACAAUGCACCUAGUGACGAGAGUCCACAACGAGGCAUGGGGUCGAAAGACAGUGACUCUAAUACAAAAGGGCGACCUACUUCAAGAAACUUUGAAAGCCCGGUUGCUUUCGAAACCAACUCUCGAGUUGUACAUCCCGUUGACAUCUCAAACGUGUCGCCGGAGACGCUGCAUGUCUGGGAAGCCUGUCGGUUUGUGAAGAUGGGUUGGUUCUCUGCUAAAGAGGCGGUCACUUUCAUAGAUUUAUUCUUCCAAAAUAUGUCUUGUCUGUCUCCAAUCCUGACUGACUUCUAUUCGAGUCAUCAAAAUCAUAUUUUGCUUAUCACCCGGGAGCCUGUAUUAUGCUCUACAAUUCUCAUGGUAUCUUCUCGUUAUCAUGUACUGCCUGGAGCUGGAGGCGAGUCAAGAAAUUUCUUCAUUCACCACCGUCUCUGGCAACAUUGUCAGCAAUUAACGAUGCGGUUGAUCUUCGGACAGGAAAAGUCGACCAAGUCCAAAAUCAGGAGCCUUGGCACAGUGGAGGCACUCCUACUCAUGGCUGAAUGGCACCCUCGUUCUUUACAUUUUCCCCCUGAGACAGAUGGGUGGGAUGAUGAUCUAAUCUCGACGGUUCCAAAAUCUUCCGAACAUGCCGACUCAAACAGUGCAUCUGCCGAAAGGUGGAUUGAAGAUAUGAUUGAGCCAUCAAGGCGGUCAGAUCAAAUGUCCUGGAUGCUGCUGGGCUGUGCCCUUUCUCUUGCCCAUGAGCUUGGGAUCUUUGAGACAGAGGAAAGCGACUCUUCAGGCGAAGACCGACAAUGGAAAGAACAAAUGGCACUUCGCAGACAAAGAGUUCAACGCUUGCUAUACGUGUAUAUCAACCAACUCGCAUGGCGUAUUGGAUGCAUGUCCCCUAUACCCCAAUCACUGAAUCAUGCCGUUCUUGGUGGGCGAAAGCCCCGCGGUUUAAGCCAGCCCGGCAGCACCUGGCUGAUAUUUAUGGAUUCCUGGAUUGAGCUUACCAAGCUGGCGCAAUCGGUCACGGAUAUGUUUUUUCCGUCCGCCAGAUUUGCUCGCCAACAACUUCAUAGUGGACGUUAUGUGGGACUUCUCGAGCAUUUCAGGCCCCUACUCAACCAGUGGAAAGACAGAUAUCUCCAGCCUCACAAUCUUGCCACAGCUUUCUAUAAUGAUCUAUUCAUUGAGUAUCACUUUGUUCGCGUAUAUACCCACUCUGUGGGGAUGCAGGCGGUUGUGGAGCGUGCCCUGGCGGAUGCUGAUCCUAAUAACCCUGAUGAUGUGCGGCCGACAACCAUCGAUCCGACAGAUUAUGAGUACAUUCAGGAAGUGAUAGAUGGCUGCUGCCAGAUACUGCAAAAAGUUACACAUCUUGCCGAGGUGGGCGCGCUGCGCUUCUCUCCUGUCCGCAUCGUUCUGCGCAUUACUAGUGCUUCAAUCUUCCUGAUGAAAGCACUGAGCUUGGGGACCCGGCCAGCCACCCUCCGAGAAUCCUUAGAAGUACUCGAGAAAAGUAUCAGUGCUCUCAAAUCGAAUGCUUUGGACGAUGUUCAUCUGAGCACUCGAUACGCUACGCUGUUGGACAUGCAUGUCUCACGUCUACGCCGAAAUCUGCUCGCGUCCUCAAAAAAUGUGAAGAAUAACAAUCGAGGUGCUACGCGGCGGCCGUCAAUUGGCCCUCCUCCCUGGCCGGAAAAUGGUGACCGGGUCAAUCCAAUCAACAAACCCGUGCCACAGGAUCUAACAUCAGAAACGGGGUUCAUGCCUUCAUUGAACGAUGUGUCCGACGACUGGCUCUCGCUGCCCUUUGAUCCAUCGAUGGCACCGUUUGGAAUGAGUGCCGGUGGACAAUUUCCAAUGUAUGAAGGAGGAGCCCUAGACUUUAUCUGGAACUUGCCUUCAUAG
Penicillium macrosclerotiorum is the source of this 2499-nucleotide messenger RNA. RefSeq lists its product as uncharacterized. Gene Ontology annotation, cellular component: nucleus. Gene Ontology annotation, biological process: aromatic amino acid catabolic process; positive regulation of transcription by RNA polymerase II. The transcript has 3 exons. The record is from RefSeq and is a predicted model, not a curated record. The coding region runs from base 1 to 2499 and encodes 832 amino acids. Gene Ontology annotation, molecular function: zinc ion binding; DNA-binding transcription factor activity, RNA polymerase II-specific. Lineage: Eukaryota; Fungi; Ascomycota; Eurotiomycetes; Eurotiales; Aspergillaceae.